Messenger RNA from Pipistrellus nathusii (Nathusius's pipistrelle), 342 nucleotides. The record is from the annotation of a GenBank genome assembly. Lineage: Eukaryota; Metazoa; Chordata; Mammalia; Chiroptera; Vespertilionidae.
AUGGCGGAGGCCUGGCAGUCCUGCAUGGCUCAGGAGGAAGAGAACGCGGGUGGGCACUGGGUGGAAAGGAGGCCUUCCUUAUGCCUAGGGAGGAGCUGCGGUCCUGCAAGAACAGAACACAAAAGGGGGGUGAAAAUCCAGUCCUGCUGCUCUUCAGGGGAGGGGGCAUCACCUUUCCACUCGCAUCCUGAAUUGCCAUUCGUCCUCAUGGCCCUGUUACCCCCAAGCCCUCCCCAAUGCUUCAAGGACAUUGAAUAUCACGCGCCUCUCUCUCCUUUCCUCUCCCGCCCCGGGGUCCCCUCCUCUAGAGGCUGGGAUUCUGGUCUCCCUGAUCAGUUUUGA